AUCACCCUUCCCAAAUUUAGAACAAACGAAGAAUAAACACCUCAAAUUCUCUAUCCCUAGUAGUGAUCUUCUUGAAUGCCAAAUAUUUUGCUCCCUAUUUUCCUUCUUUAUUUUUAGUUCACAACCUCCUAAAAUCUCAAUUCAUAUCCUCUCUUUCAAUUUUGUACCAAAACAAAUUAGGUCUCCUCCUCCGUCGCCUCCUCCUCCGUCUUCCUCCUUCCUCUCCUUCGUCGUCAACUUGACAAAUUACUCCUUUAGGAAGUAACAAAAUAAUAACAUUCAUAAAAUUAUGGAUUCGGCCGAACUCCAGCGCGUUUUUCAAAUGUUUGACCGCAAUGGAGACGGCCGAAUCUCGAAAAAGGAACUCAACGAUUCUUUGGAAAAGCUUGGGAUCUAUAUCCCGGACAAAGAGCUUGACCAAAUGAUCGAAAAAAUCGACGUUAAUGGAGACGGUUGGGUGGAUAUGGAAGAGUUUGGCGAACUCUACAUGUCUAUAAUGGACGAACGCGAGGAGCGCGACGAGGAGGAAGACAUGAAGGAAGCCUUCAACGUAUUCGAUCAGAACGGAGACGGUUACAUCACGGUGGAGGAGCUUAGAUCGGUACUUUCUUCCUUGGGGCUGAAGCAAGGGAGGACGGUGGAGGAGUGCCGGAAGAUGAUAAUGAAGGUGGACCGCGACGGCGACGGCAUGGUUGAUUACAAAGAAUUCAAGCAGAUGAUGAAAGGAGGAGGAUUCAGUGCUCUUGGUUCAGAUUAAAUUAAAUUUCUUUUCCAAUUUUCGUCGUUAAUUAUAAUUAAUUAGCCUCUUAAUCUCUCUUUGCUACCUUCUUUCUCUCUAAUUUCUCUGUAGACUCUAUAUAUAAUGCAUGUAGUUUUAAUUUGUAUUGGCAUGCAUGCACAUAAAUACAUACAUUUGGGUUUUCAGAAUUCAAGUCGUAAUUAAUUGUGUUUCCAAAACUCAAACCCCAUCAUCCCUUGUAAAUAAUAAAUUUUAUGUUAUCUUAGGUUAUAU
This is a messenger RNA of Arachis duranensis, 1012 nucleotides long. Its product is annotated as calmodulin-like protein 3. Bases 290 to 757 code for a protein of 155 amino acids. Lineage: Eukaryota; Viridiplantae; Streptophyta; Magnoliopsida; Fabales; Fabaceae. Gene Ontology annotation, molecular function: calcium ion binding. The record is from RefSeq and is a predicted model, not a curated record. The transcript has a single exon.